CGAAAUUUCGCGUCGCAUUUAUUCGCCGAGUCUAGACCGGAGCAGAACGUCUUGAGUGUUUCUUUGAAGCUUUUCGAACAAAAUCAUUGCGAAAUAUCCCCCGGUAUCGGUUAACCAUUUUUUCUAUCUGUGAUCGGAACAUUGUAUCGAAGUUCUUUAGUGACUCUUAGCGCCUAGGACAAGGUCGUUCGAUUUUAUCGACAUCGAUAAUUGAUUGAAGAAUCGCGCAAACCGGCGGAAGUCAAACGAAUUAAGAAUGAAUCGCUAUCUCAGAGCAGUGGCUGGUGUCCUCGUGUUGGCUGUGAUUGUUAGUGCAGAGUACGGUUUCUACAUUCCUAAGGCAUUCUACAAACUCGACGAGAAUGGCUACAAAACACCCCUCACCUACAUCGACAACCUGCCGCCCUCUUUUCACCGAGUAAGACGAUCAGCGCAGCUAGGAGGAGUGAAUUUCGGAUUCCCCUUCCAAGUUCCACAGUUCCCUAACAUCCCCGCCGGAACCCAGGGUAACUUCCAGGGUGUUUCCAUCACUAGUACUGGUGGUGGCCUCCACAACCGAUUCGAUGAGGAUGGUCCGGUAGUGCAAAGCACCUUCACCUCGUUCAGCAACAACAACGGCCACGUCACCCAAACGACACAUUUCGUGGACAAGGACGGCAAGGUGACGACACACCGGCAAGAAUCUGGAAAUAAGCCACAAAAUGACCAACAACAACAAAACAACAACAACAACAACCAGAAAAGCAAUGACAACCAGCAGCAGCAGGGCUCAAACAGUUCCCAAUCGCAGAAGAAAAACUAAAAAAAUCUUUAGCUAAAAGCAAACCAACACGUUUGCGUAAUUAGCAUAAAGUCAACCCGAGCAAAACAAACAGCACAGAGGAAAAAAAACCUCCCAAACUCUUUUUUUUAUCUCCAAAACCGGAAACCAUACAUCAGUGGAAGAAAUUCGACACCGGUGUUAAAUUUGUCCCAUCCGAUAAGUGAAACUCGUUUGGCACAUCAUCAAUUAUUGCUCAAAAAACGGCCUCCUGAUUUAAAAUGUAAAGCAAUAGAAGCAUCCCCAUAUUGGAAAAAAAAAAUUAAAAAAAUCUGCCAACAUUAACCAUAGAAAUCAGAAGUGAAAACUUUAUCGAUUCGAUUAAAGUCCCGGUGCGGAAACGGGACGAAUCUGCCGGGUAAAUUGAAGCCCGAAGCCCCAAAUUUUCAAAUCGAACAAAUUAUAGAGAGGUUGCACAUUCGAAUCGAGCGGAGGAAAUUGAUUUUUUUCCUGCGAGCUGCAAAUGCAAAUGUGUUUCGUUCCGUAAAAAUCGAACACAUCAAUAAUUAUUGAAUUUAAAACUUAAUGAAACAAGGUGAAAAGAAAGGUGCUCCCCGCUGAAAAAGAAAAAAAAAUAGAAACAUUCACAUUGCGGGGGAGUGUAAAGAAGUAAAAAAAAACACAACCAAGUCAAAAUUGCUUUUCCGUUGUUUGUUUGAACUGAUUCGUAAUCGCAAAAAUGCCAAUUAACGCUAAGUUACUUUAGAAGUAUACCUACCCUACAGUACAUCGAUAAAAACUAAACAAAACGCCACAUUUUAAACGAAACAAUCAUCAAUAAAGAUACUGUUUUGAAGUAGUACAAAAC
Uranotaenia lowii is the source of this 1628-nucleotide messenger RNA. RefSeq names its product probable basic-leucine zipper transcription factor P. Bases 257 to 802 code for a protein of 181 amino acids. The record is from RefSeq and is a predicted model, not a curated record. Lineage: Eukaryota; Metazoa; Arthropoda; Insecta; Diptera; Culicidae. The transcript is spliced from 5 exons.